Molecule: messenger RNA, 931 nt
Organism: Symbiodinium sp. CCMP2456
Lineage: Eukaryota; Dinophyceae; Suessiales; Symbiodiniaceae
Source: the annotation of a GenBank genome assembly
GGAGGAGCUCCAGAAGAAGGUUCGGGAGCCAGAGCGGAAGAACGAGAGCCAGCAGAGGCAAGAUGGGAAGGAUGGCGUGGCUGUCCCAACCGAUCAGAAGAAGGAGGAGCUCCAGAAGAAGGUUCGGGAGCCAGAGCGGAAGAACGACAGCCAGCAGAGGCAAGAUGGGAAGGAUGGCGUGGCUGUCCCAACCGAUCAGAAGAAGGAGGAGCUCCAGAAGAGGGUUCGGGAGGUUGAGCGGAAGAACGACAGCCAGCAGAGGCAAGAAGAUGUGCCAGAUGCUGGUGGCGUCGUGCCCGAUCACGACAAGGAGGAGCUGCAGAAGAAAAUCCGGGAGCUGGAGCGACAGAACGAAAGCCAGCAGAGGCAGAUCGAAGCACUGGAGGCCGAGAAGGCAGUAGAGCAACGGGCCUCUGUCGUGGCCCCUCAUGGGCAGGAGCUUGCCGCACCCGCGCCGGCACCUGUCCAGGAGUUUGCCGCGCCGGCGCCCAUUCCGCCUCCACGACCGGAAGCAGGCUAUGCUGCUGAGUACUUCAUGACGACGAACUCGACGGAAGGCUCCCACGUGCUUGGUUGGAUCGGCGAUGGGGGCGGAUGGGAGCCAGGAGGUGAACCUCCUCGCAAUGCUCCUCUGCCACCAAUUCCUCCGGGCGACACGGAGCCUCCGGGCCCGUGUGGCCCCAUGUGCCGGUGCGGCCAGGUGGUCAGCAAAGCCUCAGAGGUUGAGAAGCCAUGGAUCGCUGAUGAGGUUCGACGGCAAGCGAUCCUUGCUGCUAUCGAGCGCUUCCAAAGCCACCCUGGAGUGGAGCGCCGCGGCAAGGUGUCGCGCCAGAAUCGUUUCGAGCCGGCAGCGCCGGAGAAGAUGAACCGCGCGCUGACAAGCGAGCCAAGCAGGACUCAGUACACUCGCGAAGUGCGGGUUCUGCGAUGA